Messenger RNA from Uranotaenia lowii, 1189 nucleotides. RefSeq lists its product as uncharacterized. Lineage: Eukaryota; Metazoa; Arthropoda; Insecta; Diptera; Culicidae. Bases 57 to 1010 code for a protein of 317 amino acids. The record is from RefSeq and is a predicted model, not a curated record. The transcript is spliced from 2 exons.
CAUGACUUUAGUUUAUUUUAAAAAUUCCCUUCAAUUUCGGCUCAAAGUUUGGGAUCAUGCUCCUGUGCUCAAAUUGUCAGAAACAAAUUCCGGUCGAUGUUGAAUCGCUCAAUCCAGAAAAUGAAAUCAGCGAACGUGACGUUUCAUUCUUUCUGUUGAGGCUAACGCAGGAAAUCGUUCUGUCCAGAAACUACUCCGAGGACAACAUAAACCGCCUGUGUCAGAAGCAUUAUGAAAAUUGCGUGUACCCGGACAAAACACGAUUACUGGAUCUCAUUGAUAAUCUGAAAGACAAGUUGUUGGUACAGAAAACCGAACUCUUGAACAUCUCUGAAGAAGAUCGAUGCGUCUGUCCCGUACCUAAGCCUAAUAAAAAAGGUAAAAUGAAUGGAGUAAAACGCUCUUCAACUGACAGUUCGUUGCGUAAGAAAUCCUUGCCACUAAGUACAUCGGGAAAAGGAGCUACCGUUCGAAGGCCGAUAGUGAAUCGGCUGCCCGAUAUGAAGGUGAAUGUCGGUGUCCAACCGAAAAAUUCUAAACCGCUCCCCAAGCUCACGAGUAAAAAGAACUCCGCUGACUCUUCGUACGAUACAAUCAGCACUAUCACCACGUACGAUUUUUCCUCAUCUUCGGGUCCAAGAUCAUCGAUUAAGCAGAUAAUGGCCGCAGAAAAUGGCAUGGAAUUGACAGAAGGGUGCUGCGGGUGCGGAGGAAAGGACGAUGAUCAAUCUACCGACAUGAUGCUGCGAAUGGCUGCCUCGGGUCGGGUUUUCGAUCCGAAAAAGGUGGAACCGAAAUGUCCCCUUGAGCGGUGUGAGCAUUUUCCGAAUGUGUCCGCGGCAGGAGGAUGCGGAGCAGGCUGUCCGAGUGAUCAUCCCUUGCCGAGCUUCGGCAAGCCGGAUGGCGAGGAUUCAGUGACAGGUGGCGGAUGCUGUGGCGGUAAGCGGAAGAAAAAGAAGAAGGAUGAGAAAGCCAAGAAUUCUAAGAACUCUAGUAAAAAAGGGAAAUGAGAAAACCCUGAAUGGAGCGGUACAUCAUCGAUACACUAGUGAAAGACAUAAGGAUAACUUUCUGUUAUGAAAUUUGACCAAGGUUACAUGGGAAAUUUAAAGGAAAAAUUUCAUACUAAGAUAUGUUUCUGGAGUAAAAAAAAGAAAAGUGAGAGAAACUCCCAGGUAUCAAAUUGAAC